CUAACAACUCAUGCUAUCGUUCAACCGUUGAUUCCUUGCUCUUUUCCCCUCUUCUUCUCCUCUGGCCUGGUGUUCUGGUCCUCUCGUGCUCCCCCCCUGCAACUGCUCGGUGUCUUCCACCGUUUUUCCAACAUGAAGUUAAUCCGCACUUUGUCCUUGCUCGUGGCACUCGCUUCUGCCGCGUUGGCCGAUGUCGAAUUCCUCGAACCAGACGCCGGAGCGACUGCCAAAGGAGGAGACACAAUAACCGUUCGAUGGAGGGAUUCUGGAAAGGAACCGAAGCUGUCACAGCUCACACGAUAUGAUUUAUAUCUCUGUGCUGGCGGAGAUACGGCGGAUUCUUAUGAGGAACUGUCUCAUCUCAUCGAGGAAGGUACAUUUGCACGAGGGAAUUCGGUUUCGUUCAAGAUUGAUCCAGAGGUUGGAGACGGUGACGAGAACGCAUAUUUCCUCAAGAUGGUCUCCAAGGGCCCCGAUGCGGAAGUCGUCAAUUACUCCAAGCGUUUCACUCUCACUCAAAUGACGGGCACUUUUCCGUCCAACGUGCGUGAUGGGCUUGCUUCUGUCUCUGAUGAUCUGGGCGGCCCCGGCUCCAAGGUUGAUGAGGAACAGUCGACACUGGAGCGCGAAGAAUUGCGGAAGAGACAAGAGAAGGGCGAGUACACAGUACCGUACCAGGAUCAAUUGACCGGCUUAACCAGAUAUGCGCCAGCAGCGAAGCAGCCUGGUACGACGAUAACUGCGAAGAGCGCCAAGCGCCAAUUUCCUACCAGUGCCUACGUCGUGGCCACCACUUUCUUGCCAGAGCCCACGGUUGAAGUGACUUUGACAGCCACUGCUACUUUCUCCACUUCUAGCAUUGAGAACACUGCUUCGCCUGCUCCGCAACCCGACAGUGACCUGAAGCGCUUCCUGAGGAGAUGGCAAGACGAAUAGAUGUCUCUGAAGCGGACUCCGUUAUUUUUGGACUUAUUAAUAAAAAGAACUGACCUUCAGCACAGUCUGUUCUCCCCUUGAGGUCAUUUACCAUGCAUCUACCGGACGACUUUUACUUGACGGCGUUAUAUGGACACAUGAGACAAUAUCCUAAUUUUUUGAAGUAAUUCUGCUGCCAUUGACGAUCAUACGAUAUUCACUCAGCCGGGUCUAAUUUAUUGACAGUUUUCUUGUUUGGAGAGAUAGCCUAUAUGAUAGCGAAUUCCAUUACCACUUUUAUUUA
Messenger RNA from Paecilomyces variotii, 1219 nucleotides. RefSeq names its product putative beta-1,6-glucan boisynthesis protein. NCBI's taxonomy places the organism in Eukaryota, Fungi, Ascomycota, Eurotiomycetes, Eurotiales, Thermoascaceae. Bases 133 to 936 code for a protein of 267 amino acids. The record is from RefSeq and is a predicted model, not a curated record. Gene Ontology annotation, cellular component: extracellular region. Gene Ontology annotation, biological process: (1->6)-beta-D-glucan biosynthetic process; cell wall biogenesis; fungal-type cell wall organization. The transcript has 4 exons.